AUGGGUGUACGAGCAGGUAUCGUUGUCUGCACAACCUCGUUUCUUCUCGGUUCUCUGUUUACCCACUGGAUUGCAGACUCUCUCACACUCUGGAAGUCGCCCGUCACGGACGAGCACCUUUGGACCGCAGCCUUGUACUAUUCUAUACUCACAAAGGCACCCAUAGAACUCUUAUAUGUCCUCUUUGCCAUCGUUGCAUUGGGAGGCAUCACGAUAUUUUGGAGCUUCCGCGAUGGCGAAGCUGGCAACCUCAUGUUCGACGGAGGUAGUAUAGUCCUCUAUGGUACGACAGUGAUGAUGUACUUGUACUCUGUUAUCCCCAGUGUAGUGGCCAAGUUCUCAUCGCUCCCACACUAUCGGAUUGACGAACCCUUCCCCCGCCUUCUUCGAUCCUCGACGCUUGAGCUCGCCUCCAAUCACCUCAUCUGCAGUGUCGCACUCACCGGCAUCCUCAUUCUCCAAGCCGGCAGAUGGUGGGCUGAACUGUCUGAUGGAGAUGACGAACCGACGUACUUCCAGGAAAAAUCAGAGGGACCCGGCACACCCGCUGAGGAGCCCAUAUCUCAACCCCACGUUCCGAUACCCCCACUUUAG
Messenger RNA from Pisolithus orientalis, 594 nucleotides. Its product is annotated as Shr3 amino acid permease chaperone. Gene Ontology annotation, biological process: endoplasmic reticulum to Golgi vesicle-mediated transport. The record is from RefSeq and is a predicted model, not a curated record. Bases 1 to 594 code for a protein of 197 amino acids. Lineage: Eukaryota; Fungi; Basidiomycota; Agaricomycetes; Boletales; Pisolithaceae. The transcript is spliced from 4 exons. Gene Ontology annotation, cellular component: endoplasmic reticulum membrane.